AUUUAAGAGCCUACUGGUUUCAGAUCAAGACUCUAGAAGCCUCCAUCACCACAUUUCCUGUUUGUAACUGAACAAAGUACACACAAAAGAUUUUAAGAAACAGAAGAGAGAAAAAAAACCGAAGUACAGAUAAAGACAAGUUUUACUGCCACACUGCUUCUAACAUAACAGAACAACAUUACUUAGAAACAGAAGUUUGUGAGAGUAUUUUUAAUCCAUGUAUUUGCUUUAUGGCGACAUAAGGAUUUUUCUGAGAAAGCAAGCAUGUCAGGAAACUCUGAAUGCCAGUUUUAUGUCUGGGCAAUUCUAGCCUUCUUGGUUUUAGCUUUGGCUCUAUCCCUGAUCUUCAAUAUUUCCCACUAUGUGGAAAAAAAGCGACAAGGUAAAAUAUACAGAUACCACGAUGACUACAUUCUCAGGGAGGAUGAGUAUUAUGUUGAAGACACACCAAUUUAUGGCAAUUUAGAUAAUCUGGUCCCAGAACCAAUGGAUGAAAAUUGCUAUGAACAAAUGAAAGCCCGACCAGAGAGGUCUGUGAAUGAACCACAAGAAGCCACCCCACCUGCACGGGGUCCUGAUGAAACACAGAUGUUUUACGCCUCACUAAAUCACAGCAAUGAGGGGAAGCGCAGAAAGCCCAAGAAACAGAAUACCUACUUGUCAGACAAGGAUAAAGAUGAGCAGUUACACGGAAUGAAUGCCAGCCUUUCUAAGACCACUCUGGCAGACAGUUUCCCACCUGAGAAGCAGGCAGUAGAAGAAAACAUUCAUGAUGAUCCCAUUAGACUGUUUGGAUUGAUUCGUGCAAAGAAAGAACCUGUAAACUAGCUGGAUUGUGCUCUAGCUCAGUGAUUCGGCUCUUAUUGAAAAAGGUUGUUAAAGAAAACAAGAUUCCCAUAUGACAUAGCAUGCUUUGGCAGGGUGGGACUGAUCAUUUGUUGGGAUGGUGGUUUACCUCUCAUCCAGAGCUUAUGUUCUUGCAUACUGAAUGUAAUGUCAUGAAAAUUAGUUAUUCAAAGUCAUUAUUUAAAUCCGCUUAAAAAAUAUCUAGUAGUAAAAUGUAAAAUAACAUCAAGUUUGCAAAUUGAUCUUGAUGGCAGUGUCACAACUUCACCAACAACAUCUAAUACUCAGUGAAAUAAAACCAAAAAUCUCUGAAGAGGAAAUUUUUAUUCUGAGAACUGAAGAAUGAGGAGUCUUCCGUGUGAGAGAGAGAAAGGAAGAGCAUAUUGUGUAAGAAUUCUGUUUGGAAUCACCUAAUUCUGUCAAUAAUUAUUUUCUGUUAUGAAUUUAUGUAAAAUUAAAGGUCAGUGCCAAAGUGAAAUAUUCGAAGUUAUUUACAAUGUCAUAGGACAUACACGCAGAAACAGUAAAAUCUAAGGUCAGAAGGAAUUGGGCUUCUGAUUCCAAAGAAGAGCUAAAACACCACAAGAAAUAAAAUUAAUAACAAUUAAUAAUUA
Pteropus alecto (black flying fox) is the source of this 1460-nucleotide messenger RNA. RefSeq names its product T-cell receptor-associated transmembrane adapter 1. Gene Ontology annotation, cellular component: T cell receptor complex. The transcript has 6 exons. Lineage: Eukaryota; Metazoa; Chordata; Mammalia; Chiroptera; Pteropodidae. Bases 265 to 828 code for a protein of 187 amino acids. The record is from RefSeq and is a predicted model, not a curated record. Gene Ontology annotation, biological process: negative regulation of receptor recycling; positive regulation of T cell receptor signaling pathway.